AUGGCCAGCAGCGACUGGACAAUGGACAUGAUCUUCUUAACACAGACUGUGGUUGGAAUCCUGGGGAAUUUCUCACUUCUUUGCCAUCAUAUCAUCCUUCCCUUCACUGGCUACAGGUUAAGGUCCACAGAUUUGAUUCUUAAGCACCUGAUUGUAGCCAACUUCUUGACCCUCCUCUGCAAAGGGGUCCCCCAGACAAUGGCAGUGUUUGGGUUGAAACAUUUCCCCAGUGAUUCUGGAUGCAAACUUCUUUUCUUUCUUCACAGAGUGGGCAGGGGAGUGUCCAUUGGUAGCAUCUGCCUCUUGAGUGUCUUUCAGGUGGUCACAAUCAGUCCCAGGAACUCCAGGUGGACAGAGCUGAAAGUAAAAGCUCCCAAGUACAUUGCUCCCUCUAUUUUCCUGUGUUGGAUCCUGCAAAUGCUGGUAAAUGUCAUUUUUCUUCUCCAUAUGCAUCGCACAUGGAGUGAUAGAAACAUCACAAACAAUAAAGAUUUUGGAUACUGUUCUUCUGUUCGUCAUGACAAAACCAGAGAUGCAUUGUAUGCAGCACUGCUAUUAUUUCCUGAUGUUUUAUGUUUGGGGCUUAUGCUCUGGGCCAGUGGCUCCAUGGUUUUCAUCCUGUACAGGCAUAAGCAGCGGGUCCAACACAUUCGUAGGACCAGAGCCUCCUCCAGCAUCUCUCCUGAGUCCAGAGCUGCCAAAACCAUCCUUCUCCUGGUGAGUACCUUUGUCUACUUUUAUACCCUUUCCUCCAUCUUUCAGAUUGUCUUGGCUCUUCUUGAUCAUCCCAGCUGGUUCCUUCUGAACAUCACUACAAUCGCAGCUGCGUGCUUCCCAGCCAUCAGCCCCUUUCUGCUCAUGAGCUGUGACUCCAGUGUACACAGCCUCUAUUUUGCCUGGAUGAGGAAUAAAAAACUCCCUACUACCAUGCAAAAUAUGUGA
This is a messenger RNA of Hippopotamus amphibius kiboko, 942 nucleotides long. Its product is annotated as vomeronasal type-1 receptor 4-like. Gene Ontology annotation, biological process: G protein-coupled receptor signaling pathway. Gene Ontology annotation, molecular function: pheromone receptor activity. The record is from RefSeq and is a predicted model, not a curated record. The transcript has a single exon. NCBI's taxonomy places the organism in Eukaryota, Metazoa, Chordata, Mammalia, Artiodactyla, Hippopotamidae. Bases 1 to 942 code for a protein of 313 amino acids. Gene Ontology annotation, cellular component: membrane.